Messenger RNA from Ceutorhynchus assimilis (cabbage seed weevil), 1914 nucleotides. The record is from the annotation of a GenBank genome assembly. NCBI's taxonomy places the organism in Eukaryota, Metazoa, Arthropoda, Insecta, Coleoptera, Curculionidae.
UGUGAGGUUGAGUAUGAGUAGAGUCGGUCGGGUCCUACGCUGGCGGUACGUCUCUGUGCCUCUGUGCUUGGUGCUGUGGCGAGAUUUCGUGCUUUUUCCACAGCUUGUUUUUCGCUACAGUGCAUUUUUUGUUCGAAAGGAUCUCUGCAGUGUUUAUUAGUUGGCCAUAAUGGCAUCACCAAAUAAAACAUGGACUGUUGUGUGCUUUACAGCAGAUGACAGUGUGGAAGCAGUCCCUACCCGGUGGAUAAAUGGUGACGAAUGUUUGUGGCCUGCAGUAACUAGGGAAAAACUGCAUGCCCUUAUUAAAAGAUGUGAAUUUAAUUCCUGUUGGCCCUUACAUAAAGUGCGGUCCUUUAGGAAUGCAACAUAUGAUAAUUACGCACUUGCUCGAAAAAAGGCAGCCAAGGCUGAAACAACAAGUGACCUCAACACUGAGGACUGUGACGCCACUGUGACACCUUCAAAGAGGUUGAGAAAAAAAAAAGUUUUUUCUUCAUCAGAUUCUGAUAGAUCAGAUUCUGAUGAGUUACCUAUAAAAUUUAAAAAAAUUCCUGCCCCCCCAACUUGGGAAGAUAAAACCACACACAAGGACAUGAUGAUGAAUUCUGAAAAUGAAAAUAAUAAUUCAAAAGAUGAUAUAGAAUAUGUAGAAAAUCGUAAAAUUCAAAGCCGCAGCUCUGCUACACCUGUAGCAAAAAAGAGCGGUCCACUUCAACAAAUUGAGGAAAACUUGGCUAAUGAACUGAUUUCAGCAAAAAAGAGCGGUCAACUUCAACAAAUAAGAGAAAACUCAACUGGUAAUAAGCUAACAGAGUCAGAAAACCGGCCAGGAUGUUGCAACUCAAAAAUCCUGUAUAACAUACAGGCACUUUUAGUAGAAAUUAAUGAAAAAGUGACCAAUCAUAAGUGUACCACCCAUGAUGAUCAAGAAAUAAAAAAUAUCUUGGAAAAGUCCAAUUUGGAUUUUCCAAUUGAAACAAAAGAGACUUUUGUGCAAUUCAACAAAUUUUUUUCUGUAUCGGAAAACUAUUCAGCAUUGGUGCAACUGUUUACAAAAAUGGGUGGUUCAAAUCUUUACGAGUUCGUGAGACGUUGUAUUGCUCCAUUGGUGAGUGAUACCCUAGCAGAACAGUUCUCUUUCCUUGGGAAAAAAGGAAAAAGUGUUUUUGGCUCCAGCAGUUUGGCAAAAGCAAUAAUUGAUGCUGCCCAAAAAUCAGGUAUUUCCAACAAUCAAAAAGAAAUAGAACUGAGGAUCGGUGACUGGUUGAGGAGGGCAAAAGAGCGAAGGGUCAGAGCAGAGACUAAGAAAAAUUAAAAAAGAACUCGGAACCUUUUUUAUAGUUUCAAAUUUUAGUUUCUUCUUCAUAAGCAGAUUUAGAAGUUAAGUUUUUGAUUUUUAUUUUUCUGUUGUUUAGUCAUAAUACAUGAUAGUCUAAAGAGCCAGUGAUUUUUUUUGCUGUAAAAAGUUGCUGAUUGACACUUUCUUGCUUAAGCGAUGUAGUAUUACACCCAGUGACCAAAAACCAUAGUCUGGCAGCAUGUGGUGGGGAAGUUUGUUGUAGGCAUAAUUAAUUAGUACCGAUGGUCAAUUUUUGUAGCAUAUCAUGUGUCAUUCAAAAAUGUGCCAUUAACAAGGCUGUAAUAAUGCUAGAAGAUUUUCACGGGUUUAAAGCCCUUUUGCAAGGUCUAGCCUUGUAUUAAUGGCACAUUUUUGGAUAAUAAACCGCAAAAAUUUACCAUUGGCAAGUAGUUCAAAUUUUGUGAAUUUUUUAUUUAUGAAAACGCCAAACUUCUCCACUUCCUGCUGCUAAACUAUGGUUUUCGAUCACGGGGCAUGAUAUAAUACUACAUUGUUUGAGCAAGAAAUUGUCCAUCAGCAACAUUUUACGCGAGAAGUUAGACUUAGGGCGG